GCAGCCUGCGCGGGCCGGGCCGGAUCGGACCGAGGGGGGCGCAGCCCAGAAACCACGCGGGCUGCGGAGCCGCUGCCGCCGGGAGAGAGUCAGCAGCUCACCCACCGCGGCCGCCGCGCCAGCCGGACCGGACGGCGGAGGACGUGACGGCGGGCAUGGGCCGCCUCCCGCUGGAGCCCUGGCUGCAGCCGCUGCUCAGCCCCGCGGGCCUGGCCCUGGCCGCAGCCCUGCUGCUGCUGCUGCUCCUGUGGCUGCGCGGCCGGCGCACCAGGAGACCUGGUGAGCCUCCAUUGCUAAAAGGCUGGCUUCCUUACUUUGGACUGGCUCUGAAAUUACAAAAAGAUCCCAUCGGUUUCAUGAGAACUCUUCAAAAUCAACAUGGUGACACGUUCACUCUUCUCCUUGGAGGAAAGUACAUAACAUUUAUUCUGGACCCUUACCAGUACCAGUUAGUGAUGAAGAAUCAGAAAUUAAGCUUUCGAAUGUUUAGUAAAAAUAUAUUAAAGAAAGUAUUUUCCAUCCAAAAGUUGAUGACCGAUGAUGACCUGAACGACGAGCUUCAUGACUGCUAUAAACUUUUACAAGGGAAAUCUUUGGACCUACUUAUGGAAAACGUGACACAGAACCUACACCAAGUUUUUGAACCGAAACUAUUUAAAACCACAAAUUGGGAAAUGGCAUACCUGUUGACAUUCUGCAGCUCAGUAAUAUUUGAGACCACAUUUGCAACCAUAUAUGGAAAAUCUGCUGCUGGUGAUAGGAAGGAAUUUAUUACUGAACUUAAAAAUGAUUUUUUUAAAUUUGAUGCUAAGUUCAUAUAUUUACUAUCAGAUAUACCCAUUGAGCUUCUAGGAAAUGUCAAGUCUAUUCAAAAGAAACUUAUAAGACACUUGACAUCAGAAAACUUGGCUAAUAUACAAGGAUGGUCAGAAGUUGUUCAAAUGAGGCAAGAUAUCCUGGAGAAAUACUAUACAUUCAAAGACUUUGAAAUAGGAGCACAUCAUUUAGGCUUUCUCUGGGCCUCUGUGGCAAACACUAUUCCAACUAUGUUCUGGACCAUCUAUUACCUUCUACGGCACCCAGAAGCCAUGGCGGUGCUGCGCGACGAAAUUGACCAUUUGCUGCAGUCAACAGGUCAAAAGCAAGGGUCUGGAUUUUCCAUCCACAUCACCAGAGAACAAUUGGACAGCCUGGUCUACCUAGAAAGUGCCAUCCUCGAGGCUUUGCGUCUCUGCUCCUUUUCGUCCAUCAUUCGUUUUGUUCAAGAGGAUUUGACUCUGCCUUCAGAGACCGGGGACUACCUCAUACGAAAGGGAGACCUGGUCGCCAUAUUCCCUCCACUCAUGCAUCACGACCCUGAAAUCUUUGAAGCUCCUGAGCAUUGUGUCCAUGAUUCAAAGAUUUCAAGUAUCAGAUUACCAAGCAAUUGAUUGUCUAGCAUCUGACAUAAGUGAUGAUGCUCUAUCUAAAGAGGCAAAACAGGUAGUAAAACACAGGUAAUUCAUGCCACAUUAAUGAUAACUUUUAAUAUUCAGAAAUGCACUACUGUUUAAAGCAGAAAUUGAUUUUUAAAUAACAUUUUAAAGUGUUUAGUUAAUAAGCAAAUAGAUUUUCCAGCAUUUAUUUUUUUUCCUUCCUGAAAAACAUGCUCUAAAUGUUCCUUAGGGAAGGUCCUGUGGUCUAAACAACACUUUUGCUUGGUUCAAGAUGUUUUCAUUUUGCCCUCAUUCUAGAAACAUGAUUUUAUUAUGGUGCACACAUCCAGGUGAGAAUCAUUUCCUCGCGAUAUUUGGAAGAUAUUACAUGUUCCUAAGGCUUCCAUCGUUGUCAAGCGGUUAGCCUUUAGUCAGUCUAAUUAUUCAGUAGAAGUCUGCUCUUUCUCUCUGACAGCUUUAACAUGUUCUCUUUGUCUUCAGUGCUUUUAGUUUCUAUUUAUCAUGCUUGUGACUCUUGAGACUGAGAAUGUGUGUCUUUCAUCAAGUAUGAGAUAUGCUCAGCCACUAUCUCUUUGAAUAUUACCUCUUUCUAGCUCUCUAUUAGAUUCUCUCACUCUAUACUAAAUGUUGUUUGACCUUUUCUCCGCUUAUUUUAUAAUUCUAAUUUACAUCCUAGGUAAUUUCUUUAGAUCUUCUAGGUUUCUUCCCUUCCUCCCCUCCCUCUGUACAGUGUAUUGAAUCUGCUCUUUAACAUAUCCAUUGAGUUUGUUUCUUCCUUCUUUUUACUUUAACCUCAGGCUUAUAGGAUUGAAUAAUCAUAGUCCUUAUACCCAUUAGUUCAUGGUGCACAAUAAUAAUUGGCCCAAGCAAGCCCCCUCUGGCUUUAUUUAUUUAUCCUGUUUUAUCCCUAACCCUCACCAUCAUACCCUUCCCAUCAUAGGCAAAUAUUCUAAUGUGUUUUUAUGUUUAUCUUUUCAUAGCACAUCUAUUAUUAUCUUGGCUGAAUGUUUUUGAUUUACACAAAUGUAUUUUCUAUAAACCAGAUCCUUCUUAAUUCAAUGGUCCAAAAUGUGUAUCCAUCAUUUUUUAAUUAUCUAUUUUCCCAGGAAGCUGUUACUUUGAAGUAGAAGCCAAAGCCCAAUCUUAAACUACCCUCACUUUUCUUGCCAUUUCUAUGCCCAGCCACCUUCCAUCCUGUCCUCAACCUCCAUAGUGUGUAAACACAUACACACAACUCAGGCCUGGGGCUUUAUCUCCUGCCUGCCACAAAACAUGGCCCAUUCAUGUUGUACUAGGAUAUCUAGUCCACCAUCUUACCUGAAGUGGAAACCUUCAGAUUCUUAAAAUCAUCUUAAUAGUACACUCCUGUGAUGUUACAGCAGAGAAAAUGGAGAAAAUUAUUCCAUUUUUAUUUCUGCUAAAUUUAUAAUGAGAAAUAUGUGCAGAAAUUUAGAAUAGAAAAUAAGAAUAAAUUAAAUGAAAAAAAGAAUACAUUAAAUGGCUGAGAAAAUAUUAUGCAAAAUCAAUGGACAGGAGAACCAAAACAAGAGAGUCCUAUGACAGGCUUAAAUCUAGUAAUUAAAAAGUAUUUAUGAAUAGAAAAAAAAAUGCCAUGGUGAAAUAAGUUAAAAGACAAGGAUUCAAGCUGUGACAUAACUGGUUUGUUAUGAUCAACAAGUCAGUUUGCUUCUCAAUGUUUCAUUUUCUUAUUUUCAAAAUAAAAAUAAUAAGGCCUUUCGACAUCAGGGUUCGUUGUGAGGAUGAAACACAGUAGGAAGGUGUGUAAACAUUUUGAAAAGUGAAAUGCAAUAUACAAAUGUAAACUUGAAAAGGAGAUGCUUUAACAAUGUUGUGCCUUUUGAAAACUACUUUUAUUGUAAAAGGAAGUAAUUUUUGUCAUUAGUUAACGCAUUACUCAUUUAUUUGAUCAAACAUUCAUCGAGCAUUUCCUCUAUUCUAGAUAUGAUGUGAUGCACUAGGUUACCUUUCCUCAGGAAUAUACAAUAUAGUAGGGAAAGCAAUGUGCUCACAACUAAUUUAUUGUAAAUGUAGUAAGUAAUAAAUUCAUCUUUUUAAAAAUAUUCGAAAAUUCUGAUUUAUCACUAGUUCUAACCAAUCUUCCAUCAUUAAUUCCACAAUAAUGUUUUGUAAUGAGAAAUUACUCUGUAGAUAAUCACACACAUUAAAACAUACAUAUCAGUUUUUAUGAUUGUAUGGCAAAAAUAACCAAAGCCAAACAUAGUCAAUGAGGCUUCAGAAUUUUUCAAACUAUAUUUUACAUGUUAGAAAAACCCAUAUUUUCAUUUGUAAAUCUCCCCUAAGUUUCAAAUGAAAGGAAACAAAUAAAAAUAAUGAUGUUGAUUUAUAUCAAUGACCACCAAUCAUGAUGUAUCAUCAAAAACUAAGUGCUCUGAAAGUAUUUAGACAAAAGCUAUUUAUCACUAAAUAAGGCAUGCCAUAAGCAACCCACAUGGGAACUUUUAUCUGCCUUCUUUUAGUUUUUCUGACUGACUUCAUUAUAUCUUCUCCAUUUCAUCAUUAAGUUUUGGGUCACAAGUCAAAGGCAACAGAUCUUCCUAACUCAAAAUUGACAUGAUUACUUCUGCUUAUUUUCUCAUAAAAAAUAAUUUGGGCACCUUUUCCUAUAAGCAUCUCCUAAUGUAACAGGAAUAUUAAAACCCAUUUCCAAGAUUAAAGCUAACAAUUAUCUAGGCUUUGAUCUCAGUGUAAAAUAAUGUCAACAAUGAUAAAAUAAAAAUUACAUGCCAGUAAAACAUACACUGUUGUAACCUACUAAAUUCACCAUUGUUGCAAACUAUUAUUUACUUGAACUGCAUUAUUAGGUUUUCAUAUUCUCAUUCUCAAUUAAGAAAAAGUAAGCAAGCCAAGAUUUCAUUCCCUGUAGCAUUAUUUUAAAUUAUAAUGAGUGAUCACAUAAAACUCUCUAGUAUUUCUCUAAAGCAAUUAUUACUUAUUCUACUUCAUAGUGCUCAUGUAAAUCAAUGAUCAUUGAUGUUUAAACUUUUUAGCUUUAAUGUUUAUUUAUAAUGCCUUCUUGAGUAAGAUAAAUUUAAUUCAUGAAAAGCUAUACUACAUAGUUUUAAAUAGGAGAUAAUUUGGCAAUACUCAUGCUUUAAAGUAUAUUUUUAGGCAGAGGAAUGCUGUAUAUUUUUUUAAAAACUGUUGUCCUGAAUCAGUUGUUUAAUACUAUCUUUUGAUUUUAAAAUGGUACAUAUGUGGAUUUAUGAGAAAGUAUAUUAUCUCAAGAUUGUAGGUAAGAAAAAAUGCUUUACAACAGAAAUUCAAUAAAUCAAAUUUUAAAGCACA
Messenger RNA from Pipistrellus kuhlii (Kuhl's pipistrelle), 4763 nucleotides. Its product is annotated as cytochrome P450 7B1. NCBI's taxonomy places the organism in Eukaryota, Metazoa, Chordata, Mammalia, Chiroptera, Vespertilionidae. Gene Ontology annotation, biological process: bile acid biosynthetic process; cholesterol homeostasis. Bases 156 to 1430 code for a protein of 424 amino acids. Gene Ontology annotation, molecular function: oxidoreductase activity, acting on paired donors, with incorporation or reduction of molecular oxygen; heme binding; steroid hydroxylase activity. The record is from RefSeq and is a predicted model, not a curated record. The transcript is spliced from 7 exons.